CACGCGAUCCCUCUUUCGUCUUCCCCUCUCGUCUCUCUCUCCUCACUCUCUCCACUGUUGAUCGCCGCCGCCGACGAGGUCUCCUUUCUCUCUCCACCGGAGACGACAGUGCCAGCCGGUCGGCCUUCCCUCUCUCUCUAAUCUUCCCGGAGGGCCAUGGCCACUGAGGAGAAGGAGAAGCCCAAGGGAGGGGCGGCUAGAUCCAGGCUCAUAGUCCGCCUUGGGGCGUUCCUGGUCUCUCACAACCUCUUCGUUAGUGUCGUCUGCUGCAUCGCGGGGUUCAUCGCCCUCCUCCUCCUCCCCGUGCUGGCCAAGAACACCUACAUCUCUGAGAACGCCCUUAUGCCAGGUUCUGCCAAUCCAGCAUUUUCUGCUCAGGAUGUCAUGGAGGCAAACAGAUUUGUUAAAGAUAUAAUUGACCAGCGAACCAUAGAAGGAACAGGAAUAGAAAUACCAAGAUUGGUAGGGCAACAUAUGGCAGGUGUGGGUGCUGAAGUCUAUUACCAUAAGUUCUUGCCUCACAAAAAUCAGUUUCACCCUCUGCAUUUCUUCUCUUGCACCCCCAAUACUGUGACGGUGCAAAACAAUAGCAGCUGUGCAUCAUUUGGUGUCAAUUCUGUUGGUAUCAUACGAGCUCCUCGUGGUGAUGGAAAAGAAGCAAUUGUAUUGGUGACUCCUUACAAUCCAUGGAAAAUUGAACUAAGUGAAGCCUUAUCGCUGGGCCUUGCAUUCUCAAUCUUCUCCCUCCUUAGCCAAGUUUCAUGGCUUGCGAAAGAUGUUGUGUGGCUAGCUGCAGAUUCACAAUUUGGGGAAUAUACCUCAGUUUCUGCAUGGCUUAAAGACUACCAUAGUCCUGUUUUCUUUAGUGAGUCAAGGAAAAUGAAUGUUGAUGUGUGUCAUGAAUCUAAUAGUCAUCAAGACAGGAAUCAUAUUACAGUGAAAGGGGAAAAUGCUAAUGCUUUCAGACGUGCAGGAACUAUGGCUGCUGCUCUUGUUCUUAAGGUCUUAGAAAAGAAGGAAAGACAGGAAAGAGAUAGCCUUACCAUAUAUGCAGAAGCAUCCAAUGGCCAGAUGCCAAACCUAGACCUCAUCAAUAUUGUCCAUUAUUUAGCAGUUCAUAGACAAGGAUUGCGUGUAAAGAUUGCGACCAUAGGUUCAUUACUCAACUCUGUGUGGCUAAGAUCUGUUGGUGAAAUAGUGCAAAGGCUUUGCAGAGUUGCUAAAAGCUUGGAUCCGAGAUGGAAAUAUGAUAUUACUUCUGCCGAUUAUGUGGAAGGCAGUGCUACACUUGCAAGCUCAAUGUAUCAUCAGGCAAUUGGGGUGCCCACUGGGUCACAUGGUGCUUUCCGUGAUUACCAGGUGGAUGCAGUGACACUGGAGCUCUCUCCCGGGUUUUCUCUGAAAAAUGAGAACAGUCAAUCUGCAUUUUUUCUGAGGGGUGGCAGGUUGAUUGAAGGAGUCAUACGGUCAGUGAACAACCUCCUUGAAAAGUUUCAUCAAUCAUUUUUCCUGUACUUCUUAACAGCUCCUAACAAGUUUGUGUCAGUUGGAGUCUAUAUGAUAGCAUUUGCCCUGCUUAUUGCACCGCUUCCUAUAGUUGCUGUUGCUCCUUUUUCUGGAAAGAAUGAAAUUAGACUUUCAACAGACAAGGGGAACCAGACACCUGGCUAUACUUGUACUGAUGAGAUAGAGAUCAGCAUUGGAUCAUGGAAAUGGCUCCAUGCUGCAAAAGUGGUGUUUAUGACCCAUCUAUGGGCAGUUAUUGUCUUGUUACUGCCAUAUUUUAUGUCCCAAAUCCCCUACAUCAGCCCCACAACAAGCAUGUUAGUUUGGGUUGCAGUUGCCACCUCUGCCCUGCUCAUCUUGUACCUGAUCCUGGGUUCCCCUUAUUCUAAUGAUUGUGAAUGGGUACUUCUGAAGUCCGUAAUGAUUGCUGCUGCUUUUAUAGGCCUGGGCCUCAUGUCAAUUAUUAAUUUCUCAACUGCUCAGAUUGGAGCUCUCAUUGUGGUUCCGAUGUGCCUGAUUGUUCGACCUUUAAAGAGGCAUAAGGAGGUGGCACUGUGUAUGAGAGUAAUGCUGAUGACUUGUAACUUGGUCUUGGCUGUAAUUGGAUUCCCCCCAACUGCACUGCUGAUACUGAAGGGUUUGUCCGAGGGAUUUGGAAGGGUAGGCAUUGGAGACUUCUGGGUUUGGGCAGAGUUCCUAUGGAUAUGGAAUAGUGCCACUUAUCUGUACCUACUUCUGGUCCAUCUUCCUUGCUGGGCUCUAUAUGUACAUAUAUUACUGCAUCCAUGAAUUGUAGACAAUUUUAAUCGCUUAUAAUAUCAUCGAGGAAGGAAUUUGGUUGCAGAGAAGACUCACGAGUUGUCAUAUUUUACCAAAGUGAUCCGACUUGUUGGAACUACACUUGCUGUAAUGUGCAGGCUCAUUAAAUUUUCUUCAGAAGUCUGGGCUCUGGUAACUGAUGAAACUGACCAAAUUGAAGAUUUCUUCUUGGGCGCAUUUGGAAAAACAUGUUUCAAUUAUUUUACUCCAACGAUAUUUUCUGUAUAUUGGACCAUUUGUUUCGUUUUUAUCAGCUUACACUGGACUUUUUGGCUGACCAAAUUUUUGUGAUUGUCAAGUCUAUCGGUUGAACUUUUGACAUUCCUGCUAGGUCGGAUGCCUUGCUCUCAAAGUGUAAUGAGGCUUCUCUGUUUACAUUU
Messenger RNA from Elaeis guineensis (African oil palm), 2705 nucleotides. RefSeq lists its product as uncharacterized. Gene Ontology annotation, cellular component: GPI-anchor transamidase complex; membrane. Lineage: Eukaryota; Viridiplantae; Streptophyta; Magnoliopsida; Arecales; Arecaceae. Gene Ontology annotation, biological process: attachment of GPI anchor to protein. The record is from RefSeq and is a predicted model, not a curated record.